GCAGUAAGCUCAAGCUGCUGAACGCAGCGAUUCAUCAUGGGCGCGCCGGAUUCGCGCUCUGUGGCGACUUUACUGGUUAUUGGUCUUGUAUUCCACCUUAUCUAUAUCGGCGCUGUAUUCGACUGCUACUUCACUAGCCCAGUGGUCCACGGAAUGAAAGCGUAUGGCUCAAGAAGCUCAGGGGAAGCGAAACGCCUUGUGCUUGUUGUGGGCGACGGCCUUCGAGCGGACUUGCUUCUCAACGUUAACCCAUUCCCUUCUGUACGGAACUCGCAGGAAAUUGUAGCGCCAUAUCUACGCUCUGUGAUUGAGACGAGAGGAGCCUGGGGGAUUUCACAUACGCGAGUGCCUACGGAGAGUCGGCCUGGACAUGUUGCGCUCAUAGGCGGGAUGUACGAAGACGUGUCCGCAGUCACGAAGGGCUGGAAGUCUAAUCCCGUCGACUUCGACUCCGUGUUCAACAGAUCCUCAACAACGUUCUCCUUCGGCUCCCCGGACAUCCUCCCGAUCUUUACGCAUGCAGACUCGACUCCCCAUAUCCGCACGUGGUGUUACGACGAAUCUGCAGAAGACUUCACUAAAGACGCUACGUCGCUUGACACGUGGGUCUUAGAGCAGCUGCACACGUUAUUCGCGAACGCAACCACCGAUCCGAAGUUGGACGCGCAAGUUAGAGGCGAGAAGACCGUGUUCUUCCUGCAUCUUCUUGGCUUAGACACGACCGGACACGCAUACAGGCCACAUUCUCCGGAAUACGUGCGCAACAUCCAACUCGUCGAUGCCAUAGUCAGGGACGCCGAGUCGCUCUUCUCGGAAUACUAUGGCGACAACGAGACAGCAUUCGUCUUCACGGCCGACCACGGUAUGAGCAGAAUCGGAAAUCAUGGUGAUGGAGAUCCAGACAACACCCGCACGCCCUUGGUUGCCUGGGGUCCUGGCUUCCGCGGUCCGCUUCCAGACACGGUUCCUUCGACUCAUGACGAUUACUCGACUCCCUUCAACUUGUCUCACGUAAUGCGGACCGACGUUUCUCAAGCCGACAUUGCCCCACUCAUGGCGUCCGUCCUGGGCAUCGAUUGGCCCGUCAACAGCGUCGGAGUGCUGCCUGAUGUCGACCCGAAUAUGCCAGGAGGUGGCUAUCUGCAGCUUAACGAUGCCGACAAAGGGAAGGCUGAGCUGGCACUCGUCAAUGCUAAGGUGAUCCUGGAACAGUACCGAGUCAAACAUUCCAUCAAGAAGAAGCACACACUCUUGUAUAAACCAUUCAUGCCACUUGCUGCCGAUGAAGAGCAACAAGGGUCGGCAGACGUAGCAAACAUAGAACGCCUCAUCCGCGAACAACGAUGGCGCGACUCGUUGGCAGCCUCUAAACGUCUCAUCGAUAACGCACUCGACGGCUUAAGCUAUCUACAAACAUACGAUCGCACCCUGAUCCGCUCGCUCGUAGUCCUCGCCUACACCGGAUGGAUGGCAUUUAGCUUAUCCUUCAUCCUCUCCUCGGAUUCCUCCGGUUCAUCGCCCUUCAUCACGGCUGGUGCUGUUUCGGCGCUCCUGUUAACGUGGUUAUUAUUCGCCGCUCAGCACUCACCGUGGACGUUCUACGUGUACACUAUCUUUCCAUGCUACUUUUGGCACCAAGCACUGUGCUCAACUGUGAAAACCGGCUUGCCGAGCUGGAACCAGCCACGGAAAGAGUGGUUGUCUGCAUGGUUCAUCUCCAAGUUCGCUGUUCUCGGCGCUGGUGCAGUGAUCGUCCUGCAAAGCAUGGUGCUUGCAUAUACGCACAGAUCCAUCUGGAGUGCUGGCUUUGUCAUCAUCGGCAUCAUCUGGCCGACUCUUUCAUGGCCACGCGAGAUGUGGUCCCGCAAUGUCUGGCUGGGCCUAUCGUGGGCGGGUAGCUGCCUGCUUACCUCCAUUUUCCCGCUCCUUAGUGUCGACAAGGACGAGAGCGUGAUUUUAAUAUCGCUGGGUGGAGCGGCGAUGUUACUGGUGGGCUUCAGCGGCAUCCACAUACUGAGCCGGCGUGGACCAGACUUCUCUAUACAUCCCUUCGGAACACAGAUGCUGCUGAUCGGCGUAACGAUGGCCGUGACAGCUUCGUCAGUGCGCAACCUGCAAGCAAAGCGCGGGCUUCCGCUCCUGAACGAGGUCAGUGGAUGGGCGCUGUUGGCUAUCGCUGCGGCUGUUCCUACCUUGAGUGGGAAGAACGUAACUGGCGUGCACUCGAAGAUUCUGAUGUAUUUCCUGGCUUUUGGCCCGUUGUUCGUGCUCCUUUCGAUCAGCGUCGAAGGCCUGUUCUACGUUGUGUUCUCCAUCACCCUCGCACUAUGGAUCGAAGUGGAAUCAGCAGCUCGCGACCGAUCCCCUGUCCCAGCGUUAGUGGGGUCCUCCGAUCCGCGGGUACAUGCGCAGGACGGGAAAAUAGCGAUGCCAUCCUCUGGCCGAUACAACCCGCGCCUGGAUGACGUACGGAUAGCCUUGUUCUUCCUGUUCUUCGUGCAGGUCGCGUUCUUCGGCACCGGAAACGUCGCGUCCAUCUCGUCUUUUUACCUAGCACCCGUAUAUCGAUUGGUGCCCAUAUUCAGCCCAUUCCUUAUGGCCUCUCUGCUGAUCUACAAGAUCAUCGCGCCAUACGUGAUCCUCGCGAUCUCGUUCGCGGUGUUGAACGCGCGCCUCCGCCUCCCGCCCUUCUCGCUGUUCCUGGUGGCGCUCACGCUCACCGACGUGAUGACGAUGACGUUCUUUUUCCGAGUAACGGACACCGGCUCCUGGCUGGAGAUCGGGCAGUCCAUCACCUUUUUCUGCAUAUCGUCGUUGCUGCUCGUCUGGUCGGCGGGCAUAUGUGCCUUGGGAGAAUACCUGAUGUCAGAGCCUCGCAAGGCCAAAACGGAAUGAAUCAUCGCACUCUUGCAACUGAUGGACGACAGUAGGAUAUCUCGCCCCAAGGCUCCGUCGCUUCCACGCAUGCUCUCACACUGUCGUAUAAUAAUAAGGAGAUGCAUUUGCUUGAUGUCAUAAUACACGGGUAGGAAUGGGGGGUCAUACUACAACUGUGUCGUGUCUAAUCCACGUACCACUGUGAAAACGAUAAUGGAAAACGAU
This is a messenger RNA of Punctularia strigosozonata HHB-11173 SS5, 3102 nucleotides long. Its product is annotated as PigN-domain-containing protein. The transcript has 21 exons. Gene Ontology annotation, cellular component: endoplasmic reticulum membrane. Gene Ontology annotation, biological process: GPI anchor biosynthetic process. Bases 37 to 2895 code for a protein of 952 amino acids. The record is from RefSeq and is a predicted model, not a curated record. Gene Ontology annotation, molecular function: mannose-ethanolamine phosphotransferase activity. Lineage: Eukaryota; Fungi; Basidiomycota; Agaricomycetes; Corticiales; Punctulariaceae.